UGACACUUCUCGGUGGACACCGUCCCUGCACCUCCACCACUUCCACUCGGCCUGCCCGUACCUACCUUACCAGACUUACCUACCUGCAAGCGCACCACAUCCUGCCGUCCACCUCUUCUAGUGUAGGUAAAGGAAGUGCACCCAUCUGCGUGCUGUACUUGAAGAAGUUUGAGUGUGUGUUGCCCCUGUUUCACGAAUGCCCGUUCGUCCCUUGUGCUCACUGACUGCUAUUUCUGACUGCGACAUCGACAACGACUGGACUUUUGCCUUGUGUCUUUCCAAUUUGGCUGCCGGUGCUUCUCCUUCCCCUCCCCUGAAGCCCCCCCCCCAGCGUUUCUUCAACUUCACUUCUUUUUACUUUGACACUUUAGCAGGCCACUGCAUUUUGCUCUUGUUGUUCCUUCCUAGUUCCGUCGGCGAUCACCGCCAACUUCAUGCUCAUCACCCAGGUACCUAGUCGACUAUCCAGGUAGUGAUUUGGUCCCAUAUCCGGAUAGUUGGAUCCCACGACAAGGAGACCGGCAUUGAGCUCCGUUGAAAGAGACCCCCGCUGCUAUCACGGUGCCUGCGUCGUCUCCAUCCCCAGGCCACUCGGCGGCGCUGCGCCCCCCCUUUAAUCCCAGACCCGCCAGACUUACCCACCUUCCCGCCGCCUAGUUCAACUGGCUCUUCGAGAAACGACACUGACGGGAUCAACCACCCCGGACCCCGACUUGGACUACCCUGACGGAUCGUAUACCGUAUUCACCGGCCUCUCCUCAAUCAGACCUAGGCGAGGAUUAUCAGCUGGGAUCCUGCUUGCCUCAGCCUCACUCCAGCGUCGCGCGCCGACCAAAAACUCUCGCUGCCCCUGCUGCCACAAGUUUUCCCACAGUUAAUUCAUCCCAAACAUCAUCGUCUCUGCUACAUACCACCGACUCAUCCUAUCGAGCGAUAGCCCUCCUUACCACAAUGCCGGGCUUCGCGGACUCCUUCUGGUCCAACGACUACGCCGCAGGCCUCGGGGUCCUGUUUGGCAAGCUCCAGCAAGGCGUGGUCGAAAACCGCCAACUCCUGACCAUCGCUCGCAUGCGCGCCGAAGCCGAGGACGUGUAUGGUCAGCGUCUAUCCGAAAUCGCCCCUGCCGUUGACAAGAUCCCGAACGGCUUCAACCGCGACGAUGGCGCAAGUGUGCGCAAGGCUUAUGAGGGUGUGCGGACCGAGAUGGAAGACGCCUCCAAGAACCACAAGAAAAUUGCGCAAAACAUCCGAGAUCUAGUUGUGAACCCCUUUACGCGCUGGUGCGACGCCCACGAAUCUCGGCUACAAAAUUCGCAGGAAGAGCUCCAGGCAAAGAUCAAGGCCCACGACAAACAAGCCGAACUCGUCAAGAAGCUGCGCAGCAACUAUUUCAACAAGUGCCGCCUGGUAGAGGAUCUCGAAGAAGAAAACAAGUUGGCCUUCCAAGACCCCGAAUCGGCAGCGAGCCCGAAACCCAAGCAGCCAAUUCCCGAAAUCAAGGUUGAGCCCGAGGAGGAGGAAGAUGACGAGCCGUACGAGAUUGGCGAUGAGACCUAUUCGCCUGACCAGAUCAAGAAGAUCCUCGCCCACAUGCUCAACAACAUCAAGAUGGGCGAGACCAAGGUCCCGAUCCUGGGAACGUACCAGAACACAUCGGCUGGUACGGAUAUUGUCGAAUACUUGCAGCGGCAUAUGGGCACUACGAGCAUCAGUUAUGCUGAGAGAAUCGGCCAGGAUCUCAUCACCCACGGCUUCCUGCGUCUGAUCGGUAAUGUCGGAAACACUUUCGCCAACAGUUCCAGGAUGUCCUACCAAUGGCGCCCUCAGGCGUUCAAGCUGGCUGGUGUUCCGGAAAAGAAGGCUCCCGUUGGCCGAACAUUCUCGAUGCCCCUAUCCAACGGAUCCGAAGGGAACGACUCGCCAGUUGUCGGUGUCGUGAGCGAGUACCUUGCCAACUGGAACAUCCCCGGUGUCAACAAUGGACGCCCCAACGAGACUCCGUCUGAGCGCAUGCGCCGUGAGGCCAGAGAAGCUGAUGAGAAGUACAAGGCUGCCGUCCAGAAGCUGGAUGAGAUGCGGUGUGAGCUGGAGGAGGCCAUCUUUCUGCACCUCAAGUUCCUCGAGCGUUGCGAGCUUGACAGGCUCAAGGCUAUCAAGACCGUGGUGUUGGACUUUUCUGGUACCAUCAGCAACGUCAUUCCCAGUCUGCAAUCUACUGUAGACAACAUGAUGCUUUACCAGGAGACGGUCCAGCCAUUGGGCGACCUCCGUUACCUGCUGGAGAACUAUCGGACUGGCAGCUUUGUGCCCAAGGUUGUGACCUACGAAAACUACUACAACAAGGUUGAUGAGCAAACAUUUGGUGUAGAUCUCGAGGCCCGUGCUCGGGCGGAUAAGAAGCGUGUGCCGAUCAUUGUCACUACUCUGCUAACGUACCUGGAUCACCACUACCCGGAUCUAGAGGGCGAUGAGGCUCGACGUGGGGUAUGGCUUCAUGAAGUCUCCCUCAAGGACACCCACAAGCUGCGCGCCAAGGUCAACAAUGGAAAGCCUCCCUCGUUGGAAGUCUUUGCCGAGUUUGAUGUUCCCACCGUCGCCAGUCUGUUGAAACUCUACCUACUCGAACUUCCUGACUCUCUGGUAUCCUCUCAUGUCUACGAAAUCAUCCGGACCAUCUACAACACAACACAAGAUAGCAGCGAAGACGCCCGCAUCCCUGUUCUCCAACAGACUCUGUCGCAGCUACGGCUCACCAACAUUGCUACCCUCGAUGCUUGCAUGAACCACUUCACCCGAUUGAUCGAGCUCACUUCUGCCGACGAGGAGUAUGUGGCCAAGCUGGCAACUACCUUGGCCCCAUGCAUUCUCCGCCCACGUACCGAAACAUCACUCACCAUGGAAGAGAAGCACGCCUACCGCUUGAUUCGCGAUCUGUUCGCGCAUAAGGAUGCCAUCUUCAGUGAAUUGAAGCGCAUGUCCACUCUUGGCGCCUCUGCGACCAUUUCGGGAAACAACAACCGUCCACGCGCAAUUUCCACCGACGAGAGCAACCGCAGGGCGAACAUGGAAGAGCGAAACCGAUUGAUUCUGGAGAAGGCCAAUGGUGGCAGAAGCAGAGCUACAUCGCCGGCACCGGGACCACGCGCUCACCGUCGCGACAGGAGCGUUGGCGGACCUGAGACCCGAUUCCCCAUUUCCCCCAGCGGUAUUACGAGCCCUACUUCUAGCCAGCAGCAUGGCAAGAGGCCAAGCCUGGGCCCUGUAUUGCCCAAGAGGUCCAGUCUCGAGGUUCCGGAAGAGGCUGGUUCAGCCAUAAGCCACCCAGCCGAUGGAAAUUCGAAUGGCGCUGCCCCUGCUGAGGCCGGGACGCCUAAGUCCGAAACGGCUGACCCCUUGGCGGAUAAGCGUAGCAGCUUAGUAGAGAAGCGCAACAGCCUGGGUCGGAGUGGUGCACGCAUCUCGGUUGGCCGUCGCAUCCCUGUGGUUGCCUCGACGACAGCCGCCUCUCAACAGCCAAGCGGAACCGAAAAGGAGAACUUGAGUGGCGGCCACGCGCCAGUGACGCUUGUGGACGCUCCAAUGGAUGACUAGAGGCGAGUGGUUGGAGCUAGAUAGAGGUGGUCGGUUUGGUUGGGUAGCAUUGGAAAAGAUGGAAACUUGGUAAUUACGAAUCGAAUGAUAAACUAUGACAUUUUUAUCCAUACCGUUUCUACACUCCCCUUUCGUUGCUUUAAAUAUCAAAACGUGUAGAAUCAGAGCAGGCCAUGAAAUGGAAAGUCCGGCUGGGAAGGUGACGCCAAGAUCAUCGGCUAUUCUGUUGUCGAUGAGAAGCCGCCGUGGACGCAUUCACUUGCCUCGAGCGAGAGAGUAAGACUGACAAGACCGAGAAGAUACUGAACAUACACACAAUGACGACUGAGCACUACCUUCCUAGCCUAUGAAUAAAAAUCUCGUACAAGUGAGAUCUUUCCCAAGAGUGUAGGUAUUGAAGGGAAGGUUAGGUUUUCAAUCCUUGUAAAGUGGAAAGGUCCACUCGGCGAGGAAUAUGAUAAGACGCUGUGUUGGACUAGCGAGAUUGGAGAGAUGUGUGUAGAUUGGAGAAC
Messenger RNA from Neurospora crassa OR74A, 4103 nucleotides. RefSeq names its product rho-GTPase-activating protein 8. Gene Ontology annotation, molecular function: GTPase activator activity. The record is from RefSeq and is a predicted model, not a curated record. NCBI's taxonomy places the organism in Eukaryota, Fungi, Ascomycota, Sordariomycetes, Sordariales, Sordariaceae. Bases 952 to 3591 code for a protein of 879 amino acids. Gene Ontology annotation, cellular component: division septum; cell division site; cytoplasm. Gene Ontology annotation, biological process: small GTPase-mediated signal transduction; cytoskeleton organization. The transcript has 4 exons.